Messenger RNA from Danio rerio (zebrafish), 1963 nucleotides. The record is from RefSeq and is a predicted model, not a curated record. NCBI's taxonomy places the organism in Eukaryota, Metazoa, Chordata, Actinopteri, Cypriniformes, Danionidae.
AUUAACCAGCCUCUUUUGAAUGCACGUCUGGGUCACUGGCACAUGUUCUGACAGCGUGCAGUGAUUCAGGUGGUUUUACUCUGCAGCUGAACUCUUGACUGAGCAAAACCCAUAAUUCAGUGUAAAGAUGUCAUCUGAAGAUGACACAAUUAGUUUCCCUGAGCUUAUAAAGCUGAAACGAAAUGGUGGACAACUCAGUCUGGCAGAAAUACACACUUUUGUGCAAGGAGUCACAACAGGAGCCAUCCAGAAAAGUCAAAUUGGCGCAAUGCUAAUGGCAAUAUGGCAGAAAGGCAUGACUGAUGAAGAGACCCUGGCAUUGACACGAGAGAUGAUGAACUCUGGAGAUACGUUUAAAUGGCCGAAUGAAUGGCUUGUUUUGGACAAACACUCAACUGGUGGGGUUGGAGACAAAGUCAGCCUUCCACUCGCUCCUGCUCUGGCUGCAUGUGGCUGUAAGGUGCCCAUGAUAAGCGGGAGAGGACUGGCACAUACAGGUGGCACACUGGACAAACUGGAGUCUAUCCCUGGGUUUAACGUCAAUCAGUCGGUUCAACAGGUCAAGCAGAUCCUAGAGGAUGUAGGCUGUUGCAUUGUCGGCCAGACAGAGAGCCUUGUGCCAGCAGAUCGUGUUCUCUACGCCAUCAGAGACGCCACUUCCACUGUUGAUAGCCUUCCUCUUAUCACAAGCUCCAUCAUCUCCAAGAAAGGAGCUGAAGGUCUGAGUGCUCUUGUGUUAGAUGUGAAGUUUGGCAGAGCUGCUCUGUAUAAAGAUCUGGACAGAGCUCGCAGUCUCGCUCAGUGUCUGGUCACUGCCGGGAACGAGUUAGGUAUAAAAACAGGGGCCGUGUUGAGCCGAAUGGACGCUCCCAUUGGCCAGACUGUGGGAAAUGCAGUUGAGGUGUGUGAAGCACUUGAGUGCCUCAAAGGAAGAGGCCCAGAUGAUCUCAGAGAACUAGUCACCAAUUUAGGUGGGCAUCUAUUGUGGAUGUGUGGCCACUCUUCAACUCUGGAGAAUGGGAAACAUGAAAUCGCUGUUAAACUGAAGAACGGAGAAGCCCUGAAUAAGUUCCAGGCGAUGCUGGAGGCUCAGGGGGUGACUGCAGAUGUGGCCCGUUCCCUGUGCUCGGACGAGAGUCGCUACUUUGAGUAUAUGAAGCGUGCGGCGAAUCAGACAGAGCUUAAGGUGCCGAAGGAUGGAGCUGUUUUGGACAUGGAUGGUUUGGCUCUGGCUGAAGUGCUGCACAAACUAGGAGCAGGACGUACUAAAUCAGGAGAGAAAAUCGACCAUAGUGUUGGAGCAGAGAUGCUGGUUGAGAUGGGACAGCUGGUGCAGAAAGGUCAAACGUGGAUCAGGAUUCACCACAGCAGCGUAGAUCUGAGUGCACAGCAGCGUUCUGACCUGCAGAAAGCUUUGGUCAUUGGCCGCCAAGACCAAUACAAAGCUGCAUCUCGUAUAGUAGAAUUCAUCCACCCAAAUCACCACAUGUCCUAACACAACCUCAUUCAAGACUUUUGUUUGUGAAAAACAUUUCACUUUCAGUGUACUGUUACCAAGAAUCUGCAUUGUUUAUAUGACUUUGAUGAGCAACGGUGACCUUUGAGCUCACAUCUGGAAAAUCGUUAAACAUAUUUGCUUACCAGUAGCUGCAGUAUUAUUGUCGCCUAGGUCUGCUUUAAUCCUGUCCUGGAGCUGCAAAGACGAACAGAUCUAAUCCAAAUCACCCAAACUAAAAGAUCAAGGCCUUCAGGUUGAAUGUGUAAAUUGCAUCCAGGUGCGUUUGUUUGGACCUUAGCAGGAAGGUGGAUCUGCUGGAGCAGGACUGAGUUUAUAUUCACACAGAUAUAUAAAACACUAACCUUAAAAGACGUUUGUGUAGUGUACAUGAUGAUAACCAAGGAUAUUUAUAAGCUUUCAAAUGAAUUGCAAGAAAAUAAAAAAAGUUCAGAUUCUACUAUGGGA